AUGGGCAAGGUGUCGUCGACCAAGCCUGAAACAAUGGCCAACGAGUCGACGCCGUUGAUCCAGACAGUGCGCGUCGGGCCUCCGCGCAGGCGAUAUCCUCACAACACGGUCCGCCGCUUCUGCACCAUUGCGUGCGCCAGCGUGCUCCUCUGCGGCUUUGCGACGUUUCUCCUCAACGCCGUGUACAUCUGGCCCUCGUGGCGGGACCAUCGUCACCCGCAUCCUCCUCACCACGGCCAUCACGGCCAUCCUCCUCACAAGGGCAAACGCCUGUCUCACGAGGAGCUGCAAAAGAUCCUGCUCGACACGCCUUCUUCAGAAAAGGCCGAAGAAUGGAGCCGCUACUAUACCGCUGGAGCUCACCUUGCUGGUAAGAAUUACUCACAGGCUGAGUGGACUAAAGAGCGAUGGGAGGAAUGGGGCAUCAAGUCCAGCAUCGUCGCCUAUGACGUCUACAUCAACUACCCCUCUGAUCACAGCGUCUCUUUGCUAGAGAAGUCGAGCGACACCAAAACCUGGGAUGUCGCGUUCAAGGCAUCGCUGACCGAGGACGUCCUUGAAGAGGAUCCCACCACCUCUGCCGAGGACAAGAUCCCAACCUUCCACGGCUACUCUGCCAGCGGAAACGUCACUGGCUCAUUUGUCUAUGUCAACUACGGAACAUACCAAGAUUACGCGGAUCUAGUUGCUGCCGGUAUCGACUUCAAGGGAAAGAUUGCCAUCGCCAGAUAUGGAGGAAUCUUCAGAGGCCUCAAAGUGAAGCGUGCUCAGGAGCUUGGCGCUGUUGGCGUUCUGAUAUAUAGCGACCCGGGCGAUGAUGGUGAAAUCACCGAAGAAAACGGCUAUGCCGCCUAUCCUGAGGGGCCGGCACGAAACCCCAGCAGCGUGCAGCGUGGAAGUGUCCAGUUUUUGAGCUCGCGUCCUGGCGACCCGACAACCCCUGGUUAUCCUUCAAAGCCCGGUGUCCCUCGUGCACCAGCUGACGAAACCACUCCAUCGAUUCCCUCUAUUCCCAUCUCAUACGCCGAUGCUCUCCCUCUACUCAAGGCUCUCAAUGGCCAUGGCCCUCAAGCCAGUGACCUGAACAAAUAUUGGACAAAGAAUCUCGGCUUGGGUUACAAGGGCGUCAAGUACAACAUUGGUCCUUCGCCUGAUGACGUCGUCAUUAACCUCUUCAACGAGCAAGAAUACGUCACCACUCCUCAAUGGGAUGUUAUCGGCAUCAUCAACGGCACAAUUCCCAACGAAGUCGUUGUCAUUGGUAACCACAGAGACGCUUGGAUUGUCGGCGGAGCAUCUGAUCCCAACAGUGGCUCGGCAGUCCUGAACGAAGCAGUUCGCAGUAUUGGCAAAGCCCUGGAAGCAGGCUGGAAGCCUGUCCGAACCAUCGUCUUCGCUAGCUGGGACGGAGAGGAAUAUGGCCUGGUUGGAAGCACAGAGUGGGUUGAGGAGUACCUUCCAUGGCUCUCCGGAGCCAACGUGGCAUAUGUCAAUGUCGAUGGCGGUGCCUCUGGGCCGCACUUUUCUGCUUCUGCAGCCCCAUUGUUGAACCAAGUUCUUCGAGACGCAACGCAUCUUGUUCCAUCGCCCAAUCAGUCUGUCCCAGGCCAGUCUGUGGGAGAUGUUUGGGAUGGAAAAAUCAGCACAAUGGGUAGUGGCAGCGAUUUCACUGCCUUCCAGGACUAUGCCGGUAUCCCCAGUGUCGAUAUUGGAUUUGGCGGUAACGGCAGUGGCCCUGUUUAUCAUUAUCACAGCAACUACGACAGCUUCCAUUGGAUGAGCGAAUAUGCCGACCCAGGCUUUGUCUACCACAGGACCAUGGCACAGGUUCUUGGCAUACUCAUCGGAGAGCUUACUGAUGUAAUCAUCAUUCCAUUCGGAGCCACCGAGUAUGCAGAUGCGCUUGAUGGCUAUCUUGACAAAGUCGAGGCGAAGCUCCAGUCUGUGGAUACCGAGCUCGCCACGGAAGCUGAAAUCUUUGCAAUUAGAGGCAGCGUCACAUCCGAAGAAGUGGUUGGAAGCCAAGAUGCUUUCGAAGAAAGCCUCAAAAGGAUCCGACACUCAAUCUCUGAGUUUAGAGAUAAGGCCGCCAAGCUCGAUGAAAAGGCUGCCUGGGCAAGAGACAGGCUCGAAGAUGGCAUUCCGUGGUGGAACCUCUUCGAAAAGGCCAAGCUAGGAUAUACCAUUGCCACAGUAAACAAGCAGUACAAGUUUAUUGAAAGACACUUUCUCUUUGAGGGCGGUCUUGAUAACCGCAGCUGGUUCAAGCAUGUUGUGUUUGCUCCUGGUCUGUGGACUGGAUACGCGGGUGCCGUGUAUCCAGGCCUCGUUGAGAGCAUUGACGCCAAAAAUUACAGCAAUGGUUUGAAGUGGGCGGAGAUUAUCAACCACGCUGUUGAGAAGGCUACCAGGAGCAUUGAGUAA
Molecule: messenger RNA, 2424 nt
Organism: Trichoderma atroviride IMI 206040
Lineage: Eukaryota; Fungi; Ascomycota; Sordariomycetes; Hypocreales; Hypocreaceae
Molecular function (GO): carboxypeptidase activity
Source: RefSeq, a predicted model, not a curated record